This is a messenger RNA of Auanema sp. JU1783, 1398 nucleotides long. The record is from the annotation of a GenBank genome assembly. NCBI's taxonomy places the organism in Eukaryota, Metazoa, Nematoda, Chromadorea, Rhabditida, Rhabditidae.
AUGAUUUUAGGCUUUGGUAUGGCGCCGACCCGUUGUGCUCACAAGCUGAGUGCCAACAAACAGCAAGAGAGGGUCGAUAAUCUUAUGAGUUUUCUUAAAACGGCCACCUGUCAGCAGAUGUCUACGAAAUUACGGGAUGUAUGGGCUGUUCCUCAAUCAACCAUAACCGAAGCUCGUUUGCUGCUGACCUUAGGAGCUGAUCCAUCUUGUUUGUAUGAGGAUGAUUAUGGAGAAGUCACAUUACAAAAUAGAGUUGAUAGUGGUAGUGUCUGCAAGGAUUGUAAAGCUAAAUUUGAUACCUUCUUACUUCAUUCCAUAAUUAUUUAUGAGCACAUGUGUGAACAGACUCCUAUCCAAAUACCGCGAGAUGGAAAAAAAACGAACGGAAGCGGCUUAUUGCCAUUAUGCCUCGAUGGUGGUGGGAUGAGAGGACUUGUUUCUGUUGUAUGUCUUCUGUUCUCAUCAAGACGAAUUUUGGGUGAUGAAUCGUUGGUGAACUACUUCGAUUGGUUUAUCGGCACGAGUACGGGUUCUAUGUUAGCUUUAUCUACUGCCAAAGGUCUAUCACUUAGCCAAUGCUUCUACUUGUAUUGGGAAAUGAAAAGACAAAUAUUUUUAGAGGGAUCUACCAUGUCCCGUCUUUUGGGAGAUCAAGUUACUAUACAAACUAAAAAUAUCGAGACAGUUUUAUCAGAAUGCUUUCCAUCUGAAACAUUCCAUAGUUGUAAUCGUCGUUUAACAGUACCAGCACUAGACAUUUCUAUCCAGCCAGCUAGACUACAUAUCUUUAGGAAUUAUUCCUUCGUGACGCCUUUUGGUUAUCCUCUAAGUGAUGAACAAGAUAUUUACUUUAAAGAUGCCGCUCGAGCUAGCAGUGCUGCCCCUACUUACUUCGAGCCAUUUUCUUAUAACAGCAAAAAAUAUGUGGACGGGUCAUUUGUAGCUAAUUACCCACUCAAUAUCUUAUUUAAAGAAUUCGAUUCCUUCCGCAAGCACAGAAAUCCAAUCACACUAGCUGGUGUGGUCUCUAUUGGAACGGGUGAACCUGAAGUCUCAGAGAGAAAGUACAAAAGCGGGACAACAUGGAAAUCAAAAGCCAAAAACAUCACUCAUCUCAGUACCUUAAUCUUAGAACAGGUUGUUGGGCAAGAUUUAACAGCUGUUGAAAUGGCUCAAGAAAGAUGCCUAGCUCAUAAUAUUCCUUUCGUGAGAAUUAGUCCAAAGGGGAUCAACGUGAGAAUCGAUCAAAUCGAUGAUGGUAAACUCAUGGACAUGAUUUGGACAAGCUUGUUAUGGCUUGUCGACAAUGUACGAGAAGUUGAUAAACUUGGCGAAUUGGUCUUUAAGCUACAUGCUGUACCAGAUGAGCGUAAAAGACGUAGCAAUACGGUUUUAUAA